AUGGCUGAGUUGCGGCCGGUUCCAGGGGGCCGGGAAACCCCGCAGGGGGAGCUUCGUCCAGAGGUACAGGAUGAAGCCCCUCGGAGCCCAGUCGCAGAGGAGCCGGGAGGAGGUGGAAGCAGCCGCGGGGAGGCCAAGUUGUCCCCAAGAGAAGAGGAAGAACUGGAUCCUAGAAUCCAGGAGGAGCUGGAGCACCUGAACCAGGCCAGCGAGGAGAUCAACCAGGUGGAGCUGCAGCUGGAUGAGGCCAGGACCACCUAUCGGAGGAUCCUACAGGAGUCGGCGAGGAAGCUCAACACGCAGGGCUCCCAGCUGGGGAGCUGCAUCGAGAAAGCCCGGCCCUACUAUGAGGCCCGGCGGCUGGCUAAGGAGGCCCAGCAGGAGACACAGAAGGCAGCGCUGCGGUACGAGCGCGCUGUGAGCAUGCACAAUGCUGCCCGGGAGAUGGUGUUCGUGGCUGAGCAGGGUGUCAUGGCUGACAAGAACCGGCUGGACCCCACGUGGCAGGAGAUGCUCAACCACGCCACCUGCAAGGUUAAUGAGGCGGAGGAGGAGCGGCUUCGUGGCGAGCGGGAGCACCAGCGGGUGACACGGCUGUGCCAGCAGGCUGAGGCGCGGGUCCAGGCUCUGCAGAAGACACUCCGGCGGGCCAUUGGGAAGAGCCGCCCCUACUUUGAGCUCAAGGCCCAGUUCAGCCAGAUCCUGGAGGAGCACAAGGCCAAGGUGACAGAGCUGGAGCAGCAGGUGGCCCAGGCCAAGACCCGCUACUCGGUAGCCCUGCGCAACCUGGAGCAGAUCAGCGAGCAGAUUCAUGCCCGGCGCCGGGGUCUUCCCCCUGGGCCUCCUGGCCAACGGCGCUCCUCCCCCGUGGGGGCCGAGGCUGGGCCUGAUGGCAGCGAGGACGGGGACAGUGGGAUCCUGGAGGGAGCUGAGGGGGGUGGCCUGGAGGAGGGCGGUGGCCUGGGGCCCGGGCCCGGCCCUGACACAGACACGCUGAGCCUACUGAGCCUGCGCACCGUGGCCUCGGACCUGCAGAAGUGUGACUCCGUGGAGCACCUGCGGGGCCUCUCAGACCAUGCCAGCCUGGAUGGCCAGGAGCUGGGGCCCCGGAGCGGCUGGCGCAGGGGCAGUGACGGCAAGGGCCGUGCGGGCCGCCACCAGCGCAGCAUCAGCCUGUAGCUCCGUUCGGCGUGGCUGGUCGUCUCUGUCACUGGCUCGGUGGGCAGGGCAGGCCCCGCGCCCUCUCCUGGGGUCUGGCUUCCCCAGGCAAGGUCAGGCUGGCCGGCUGAGUCCUGCGUGCGAGGCUUCCCACCCCGCACCCCCACCCUUCCGUGCAGGUGGCAGCUCUUUGCCUUACCCCUUCAGAGGGCUUGUGUCUGGCGCUCACAUCUCCCCUUGCCCUGCUGGCUGCCCACAGUCUGUCUGAUGCCCUCUGCUGUUUCUCCUUCCAGGGUCUGGCUUUUUCCUUCAGGGAACUUAGUCUAGGAGGCACAGCAAAGCCUGUCAGGGUGGGUGCUAGGCCCUCAGCUUGCAGGAACUCCAGGUGCCCUUCUCCCGGGGCUCCCUUGGGCUGCUUCAGAGCCCUCCUGGCCACCCUGCAUCCCGGGCCUCUGUCCCAGCCUGUGGGUGGCCUGUCAGGCGUGCUGUGGAAGACAGCACUGCUCCCCUCAGCACUCCCUUGGGACCUCAGCCACUUUGCUACGUGUGCCCCAAAGCAGGACGUGAAGGAUGGUGGUGUCAGGAAAGGUGAAACCGCCCCAGUGUCAGCAUCAGUGACACUCCCCAGUCCGUGCGUGCUCCCAAGUGCAUGGUGGUUCCCAGAUGGGCUGGGCCCUUAAUGCUGCCAAGGUGCUAGUGGGUCUCCAGCAGGGCCCAUGUCGGGGGUUGCACUGAGGGCCUGAUGGCUGAGGCCUUUGCUGUCUCUACUGCAGUCAGGUUCACUCUUCUGGGAUGAGGAGCUGAGGAUGCCAGCUGACUCUCAGUGGCCUCCUCCGGUGGAGUUAGGGAAUCUGGUGCUCAACUGCUGUCCCUUGCUCUUCCCUAAACCAAACAAUACCUACUCCCGGACCCCAUGGGGGUGCUCCAGUCUGGCUGCUGAGUCUGCUGAUGUGCAGACAGGUUGGCUGGUUUGAAGGGACCCACUUGCCACUGGGAGCAAGCAGCUCCAGGUGUCUGGUGGUGUCCAACCUGUGUGGGUGGAAAGUGGGGAAGCCACACUGGAUCUGGGUGCCUUGGGAGAGCCAGACCUCUGUCCUGCCCCAUCCCUGGGGGAGUGAGAGUUGGGCCCUGGGCAGGAGAGCUUGUGCCCAGGCUUGCAUGCUGCUGCCAUCGGCUGGGAGGGGUGGGCCUUUACGUGCAGGCGCCUCUCAUGGGUCAUGAUGAGAACUGCCAGGUUUGAGGUGGCCAUGGGUGUAGGGAAGCAAGGAGGAAUUGGGUGAGCGUGCGUGCAUGUGCUGGUGUGUGUGUGGGUAAAGGGUCUGCCAUCGGUUUUAUUUAAAUAAAAUAGUUUAUGUAUGUAGCAGUAA
Molecule: messenger RNA, 2525 nt
Organism: Manis pentadactyla (Chinese pangolin)
Lineage: Eukaryota; Metazoa; Chordata; Mammalia; Pholidota; Manidae
Product: SH3 domain-binding protein 5-like
Exons: 6
Coding region: 1-1179 (392 amino acids)
Biological process (GO): negative regulation of protein tyrosine kinase activity; intracellular signal transduction
Cellular component (GO): cytoplasm
Molecular function (GO): protein kinase inhibitor activity
Source: RefSeq, a predicted model, not a curated record